AUGUGCUCCUCCAAGUCAUUCGCUUUCCUUGAAUCAAUCUGGUUCCUAUGUCUAUUUCUCCGCUCUACGGAAGCGCAGACUGCAGCGGCGCACCAGUCAAUUUUCACACUCGAUGCCUUCUCUUUCCAACAAAGCUGCGUCCAAGAUUGCUUCACGACGGGGUACGCCAACAUCGAUUGCUAUACGGACAUGCUUGGGAGUGCGCUCGGGUGCCCGAACAGCCCAUGCAGCAAAACCUGGGCUGCCGUGGAUGAUUGCUACUGCCGUGGAGAUCUGCAGUUGGCAGGUCAUGACUGGCUCUCAUCCUGCAUAGCCGAGUUGUGCACGGUGGGCGACAAUUCCGUCAACCUCGAAAACGCGGUGAGCAUCUACUCAAGCUACUGUACAGACAGAGGUUUCACCGCGCUCCCGGUGCAGAACAUUGCGGAAACAAGUACGAAGAAAACCAAUUCCGCAUCCACCGCCACUACAGCAAAUAGCCAGCCCGGCGAAACAUCCAGUUCUUCCAGCGACUCAUCACAGACAACAUCCACCGCGAGUUCCUCCACGAACAAGACACUGACCAUUGCGCUCGGAGUCGCAUGUGCACUGUUCGUCAUAAUCAGCAUCGUUGCAGGUUUCCUAUUUUGGAAAAUCAGGCGGGACAAGAAGAAGUUAUGGCUAGGUUUAUUGAAAGGAGAUUCAGAGGUACAUCAAGACGAGUCAGCAUCCCAGGUGAAUCAGCCUAGUGUCAUGAUAGGCCCCACCUAUCCACAUUAUGCAGUUCCACCGAGUGCGCUUUCGUCAAAUCGCGCUUAUCAGUCGACGAUCGGGCCAGGGCCGUACUUCCCUCCUCGACAUUAG
This is a messenger RNA of Exophiala aquamarina CBS 119918, 843 nucleotides long. RefSeq lists its product as uncharacterized. The transcript has a single exon. Bases 1 to 843 code for a protein of 280 amino acids. The record is from RefSeq and is a predicted model, not a curated record. Lineage: Eukaryota; Fungi; Ascomycota; Eurotiomycetes; Chaetothyriales; Herpotrichiellaceae.